UGCUGGCUGCAACAAAAACUGAGCUGAUAAAGAUGCUAGCAACCUGUCUGACAUAUCGACAGGAGAAAUUGGGAUUGUAAAUAACAAUGAGAAAGCGCGUUACAUUUGUUGAGCAUCUGAAAAAAGAAAACUUGUUAAAACAUAGAAAAGGUCCCAUCUUAAUGAGGUAAGGCCGCUAUGUGAUAUUUAAUGGAUGAAUAUAGAUGAUAGAUUCAUCUAUAUUCUCUAUUUUUCAAACUGAGUUUUUUGAUUUUUUUAGGACUGAAGAAUCUAACCAGGGAUGCACUGACGGCUUUGAAUAUCUACCUAAUCAGCAAGGGAGGGAGAUGUACAGAGGAACACACACAAAUGUGUCUGCGGGCAGCCAGCACAUGAAAACAAUACACAUUCCCAAAUCUAUGAUGUCUGCACCCUUCUUGCAGCACCCAGCCCUUACAGCCGGACAGAGACGCUACCUUUGCAGUAUAGCAAACAUUUAUAGUACAGAGCACUUGAGGCAGCAGAUGAAGCAGCACUAUCUCAGUGUGCUGCACACAUGCGUUCAGUCAGGUCAGAAUCCCACCUGCAGAAGGAAGUAUGGGGAUCAUCACCAUAGAAAAAAUAGUACCUUCACAAAGGAUGCAGAGAAGGAUGUGGCAAGGCCAAAGCCACAAGGGCAGAGGAAAAGCAGCACAGCUAAUUCUGAUGUCAUACUUCCAAAAAUAGUCAAGAGAUGACAGCUAGGCAUGAGAUAUGGUAUUACUAUUUUGAAGGCUUUAACAACCUUCUAGUGAGUAUGUUGAUCUUUAUAUCAAUGCCUGUUGUAUUAUUAUUGCACAAAAAUGUCCUCAGCAAGCAGGCAGAUUUAUACAGACAUGCAUGUAUUACAAGCACUACUGCAUGUCGAGUUAUAGUACACGUCUUUCCAUGUUGUUCUUUAAGUUGAAUGUCUACUUGUAGUGGUUUCAUAAAGUGUACUUGUAUUCUUAAUCAUACUAUUAUCCAAAACACAAUAAUAAACAUUAUAUUGGAAA
Molecule: messenger RNA, 1013 nt
Organism: Micropterus salmoides (largemouth bass)
Lineage: Eukaryota; Metazoa; Chordata; Actinopteri; Centrarchiformes; Centrarchidae
Product: protein FAM216A-like
Exons: 4
Coding region: 204-716 (170 amino acids)
Source: RefSeq, a predicted model, not a curated record